GUUUACGAGCUCUGGAAGAGACGCCCGUCAUUUACCAUUCCAAACGUCGCAGGUAGACAACCACCAACGCCAACUUAGCCAUCGCACUGCAGGCUCCCGAAAAUAAUCACGUUCGUUUUCCAGCACCGCUUCCUCGUCGAGCCACGCCAUUCUUUUUUCCUGCAAUAGCGAGCCAUCUUAAACAACAACGCUCACCCUUUCGUCGCACCAAGGGGCAACCUGUGACACGGCGCGCAACUCGCCGCUGAUUGCGCAUAACAACACCUCUCUGCGGGAAAAUCCCUCGUCCCAACCUCGCCCAGUUUCUUCAAAACAGCCGAUUCUUGAUCUUGGAAAUCUGCGUACUAUCACGAUGGCGGGCGAGAAAGAUGUGGCGACGCCGUCGCCCCAGCCAGACCUGCUGAGGAACAGACUUCCGACGCUUUUCGAAGUCUUGAGCCGCCGAACUUUACCACCUGUGGACCUAUUCUCGUUUUAUAUUUAUAUGAGAGACCAGCAGCGCUCUGUGGAUUAUUUGGACUUUUGGCUUGAUGUGUCCCAACACAUGUCACUAUGCCGUCACUAUGUCCGCGAACUUCGCCGAUCUGUUCUCGUAGCUACGCCAGAUAUUGAACGCGCCGGAUCGAAGCGCUCAUCUGCCCUUCUUGAGAACAUGGGAGACCUGGAGCCCCGCGUUGCUGGCCCUUCCAUGUACGCCACAGAACAGGAACGAGACCAGGAUGCCCAAAUGUCGGCAUUUCUACGUGAAGAUCAAGCUCAAGAUUCGCCGAUUGGUUCAGGCGUGCGACCCAGCCCUCAGUUCAGCACAUCCCAUGAUGUUACCGACAACAGCUCGCCAGCACAUACUGUUCAGCGCCAGGAUAUUCGAGCAUCCGCGGAGAAAAUCCUUUAUACUUUCCUCCUUCCUGGUGCAGAGAGAGAAAUCACUCUUCCUGGUUCCAUCACGCAGGACGUGACAACUGCUAUUGAAGAGUACGGUCGUGAUGAUCCCGAAGUUUUUGAUGUCGCCAAAGAUUACGUGUUCCAAGCCAUGGAGCGUGAUGCUUUUCCUGGUUUCUUGAGAAUGAAGGCUCUUGGCAACUUGAUUCCUCCGACUUUGAUCCUCCGUCUCAUUGUUGGCCUUUUGUCGCUCUUUGCCGCAUUCUGGGCCGCCUUUGUUCUUAUCUUCCUUGACAAGUCUAGAUCAACUCGAUGCUGGCUUAUUCUUCCCUUCACCGUCGGUGUAUAUUUCCUCGCAUCGUACCAAUACUCCUUGGAUCCUAUCAUGGCACUUGUUGGAUUCAGCGAAUACACGCCAUUCAACUUCUCUCGCAUCCGCGAGCCCUACGUUCGAUCGCUUUUGGCGAAGCGUGCCAUCAUGGUCCUGGCCGUCACUGCUCUAAUCGAUGCUGCACUUUGCCUCCUCUUUAUCCUGGUUCCCGGAAAGAGGUUGUAAACUUGCAAACUACGCUGCCUUGUAUGGAAGCAUUUACGACGGUCAUGACUUUUCUAAAACUUGUACAUUUGGUUUAACAAAGAUACCACGAAUAGGGGAACAAUCUUCCAAGCGGAAGAGCACCUGUCACUAUUGACGUUCCCAGGGAGUUGAUAUUUUGCGUUUUUUCGCAUUUUCAUAUUUGUUACUUUUGAUGUAUACGCGCUCAGCCAGCACACUACAUGUUUCUUUUCUCUGUAUUCAACGCAAGGCAUUAUGCUAUGAUUUCAUAGACGGAGGUAAACUGGAUUAUUUACAACAAAUCUGCAUUCUUAUUCUCAUCAGAACUACCGUAGCAAUGUAUGAAACCUCUUCUUAUGCUCAUCAUAUCUUUACGUUCUAUCAUAUCAUAAUGUUAUGCUUUAUCUAGGUAUAGUCCCGCGGAGGUCAAUAGUCUUCUGACGUUUUAUAUCUUGCGCUUGCUCCCUCGUGCUCCAAGCUCAGACCACGCUGCAGGGUCAAGAUCCAUGGACCCCUCGUCAGCGGGGUGGCCAGCACCCUCGAACAUAGAUCGUUUGUUCAUUCCAUGGCGGGGGAGUACAUCCCGGCCUCCCUGGCCGAGCUUACCCAAAGCUUGGAGUCCCUCCAUUUGCCGUUUCAACUUCUCGUCAGCUGUUCGUUGUUCUUUCUCCCUCGUAGUGGCUGCUGAGCGAAUGGUCUCCGAAUGGGCCUCGAUAUCGGCAAUCGUGGAUGUGCAGAGGCUAGACCAGCCUUUAAGAGCUGCGAUCAUUGCAGGAACAGACCCCGGCGGAAGAUCACGCAGUGGUGCAAUUCUGGUAACCUGAACAGCUUCUCUUGCCGGAUCAAGAGUAGCCUCUAACAAGCCAGCAUAAAUGGCAGUGAUUACGAGAUCCUCGACUUCUCUUGCCGAAGACAAGUUGAGAUGUCUCUUUAGAGAUGUGUAUGAAAGCUUCGUUCGAUCGCUAGCGAGUGUAAGAAGAGAGAGUUGGCGAAGCUUUAGUGUUUGAGCUUCGUUUAACGCAGGAAGAUUUUGGGCGGCCGAAUAUGAUUCGAAUGUGCCGUACGAGAAGAUUUGCAGAAGUGAUAAGUGAGAGGAGAAUUCGGAAGACGAUGAUAGUGCCUGUAUCUGAGGAGUUUGGAGAAGUUCGGCAAAAACAUAUGUGUUUGGGGCAGAUGUCGCUCGGAUGAUUAGAUCGGCAGCAGCACGUGGCGAAGAGGCGGAUUUCGAGAGUGCGAGAAACGGCUAGAUAGGGAUAUAAGAAUAAAGCAAUUAGAAUUUAGGGUAUCCCAAGUCGUACCUCCAAAGCGUUUAACGCCUUUGUUUGCUCCAUUAUGUCUGCUGGCUAGCUUUGAUACGGUGAUAAAGCAGCAUUCAGCGGGGGGAUUGGUUGGGGUGCAACGUCGACGACAGAUACAAAGAAUCGUGUACAAUUAUCAGAUCUCUUUAAUUACGAUGAUUCUGGUUCUGGUUAUGUAUUGGCGGGAGUUGUGUGAUGACAGGCGUCGAGUGAGGAGUUACACGCAGUUGGAG
This is a messenger RNA of [Torrubiella] hemipterigena, 2966 nucleotides long. Lineage: Eukaryota; Fungi; Ascomycota; Sordariomycetes; Hypocreales; Clavicipitaceae. The record is from the annotation of a GenBank genome assembly.